CGUCACACUGCACCAUCCACCCCCGACGACGUCGAGUGACCAUAGGGGGGCACACAGCGACGCAGGGGAACUGAAAUGUAAACGCGCAACAAUUGAUCAUAACCAUCCGACUUGUCAGCCUCUCAUCUCUAGUGGAGACGCGGUGAGACAGCGGACACAUAUGUCUCACUUAUAUAGCUGCUGUGGACCAUACCGAGCUGAAAUUGAUUCACGUCAGAGGGUCAAUAAUGUUAUAAGAUAAACGCCGGAAAGCUUCCACUCACGUGUUUGUAUAGUUUCUAUGAAAACUGUAGAUUUUUGUAUUUUUAUACCCGUGUUUUUGUGCGUUCUUCGUGUUUGUUCAGCAACUCUCCUUUCUAAGCACACAUCGUCACAAUACGCGGAGUGCGUGCUCAGUGUGUGGGAUCAAGAAAUGAAAUUAUAGGAAUAAUUCACUCAGAGGAUAAGAGGUGUAACGUUACGUCGUUUAGCUCAGUCACUCCUCACCGGCGCCCGUUCGUCCCAGUCUGCUUCGGGUCUCUCCGCCAUCGGGAGUUUCCCUACCUCGGUUUGGUCCGAUCGUUGUUCUUCCUAGUGAACUGCAGAAGAGCGAGCUCGCGCUACCCGGUAAAAGAUUAUGUCGGUGUUGAUCCCGGAUGACCGGGCAUUCAGCAGCUUCAAGGAGGAGUGCGGGAGUGAGGAGGGCUGGAGUCUGACCUACAAUAAGACGGACAUGACAGUGUGGACUCAGACUAUAGGAGGAGACGAGGACAAGUCACUCCACAAGAUUAAGUGUCGGAUGGCGUGUAAGGACGUGCCAGCUGAGACCAUGUAUGAUGUUCUCCAUGACAUCGAGUACCGGAGGAAAUGGGACGCAAACGUCAUCGAAACCUUCGACAUCGGAAAACUCACUGUUAACGCAGACGUGGGCUACUACUCGUGGAAGUGUCCCAAGCCGCUGAGGAACCGUGAUGUCAUCACGCUGCGCUCCUGGCUGCCCACUGGUAGUGAUUACAUCAUCAUGAACUACUCUGUCAAACAUGCUAAAUACCCCCCAAAGAAGGACAUGGUACGAGCUGUGUCCAUCCAGACUGGCUACCUGAUCCAGAGCCACGGACCGAACCACUGCACUCUUACCUACCUGGCACACGUGGACCCAAAAGGUUCACUACCCAAGUGGGUUGUAAACAAGUCUUCCCACUUUCUGGCUCCCAAAGCGAUGAAGAAGAUCAGUAAGGCGUGUCUGAAGUACGGAGAGUGGAAGCAGAGACACAACCCGGGAUUCAAGCCAUGGCUCUACCCUGAGCAGACGACACUACCCACAAUCCCAUUGUCCGAGCUUAGCAUCCAGCACGCAGACAGCCUGGAGAACAUUGACGAGAGUACACUCAGCGAGAUGCAGACACGGGAGGAGAGAGAUAGCGACUAACACCACAUACACACACACCUCAGUGAGAUCAGAGAGGAGAGAGACAGUGACACAAACACACACCUCAGUGAGAUCGGAGAGGAGAGAGACAGUGACACAAACACACACCUCAGUGAGAUCGGAGAGGACAGAGACAGUGACACAAACACACACCUCAGUGAGAUCGGAGAGGAGAGAGACUGUGACACAAACACACACCUCAGUGAGAUCAGAGAGGACAGAGACAGUGACACAAACACACACACCUCAGUGAGAUCAGAGAGGAGAGAGACAGUGACACAAACACACACACCUCAGUGAGAUCGGAGAGGACAGAGACAGUGACACAAACACACACCUCAGUGAGAUCGGAGAGGAGAGAGACAGUGACUAACACCAUACACACACCUCAGUGAGAUCAGAGAGGAGAGAGACAGUGACACAAACACACCUCAGUGAGAUCAGAGAGGAGAGAGACAGUGACACAAACACACACCUCAGUGAGAUCAGAGAGGAGAGAGACAGUGACACAAACACACACCUCAGUGAGAUCAGAGAGGAGAGAGACAGUGACAAAACACACACCUCAGUGAGAUCGGAGAGGAGAGAGACAGUGACACAAACACACACCUCAGUGAGAUUAGAGAGGAGCGAGACCGUGACUAACACCACACACACACCUCAGUGAGAUCGGAGAGGAGAGAGACAGUGACACAAACACACACCUCAGUGAGAUUAGAGAGGAGCGAGACCGUGACUAACACCACACACACACCUCAGUGAGAUCAGAGAGGAGAGAGACAGUGACACAAACACACACCUCAGUGAGAUCGGAGAGGAGAGAGACAGUGACACAAACACACACCUCAGUGAGAUCAGAGAGGACAGAGACAGUGACUAACACCAUACACACACCUCAGUGAGAUCAGAGAGGAGAGAGACAGUGACACAAACACACCUCAGUGAGAUCGGAGAGGAGAGAGACCGUGACUAACACCAUACACACACCUCAGUGAGAUCAGAGAGGACAGAGACAGUGACACAAACACACAUCUCAGUGAGAUCAGAGAGGAGAGAGACAGUGACACAAACACACACCUCAGUGAGAUCAGAGAGGAGUGAGACAGUGACACAAACACACACCUCAGUGAGAUUGGAGAGGAGAGAGACCGUGACUAACACCAUACACACACACCUCAGUGAGAUCAGAGAGGACAGAGACAGUGACUAACACCACCCACUUUCUCUUUCCUCUUCAGUUAGUCUCUUUGUCCUGAAUCAUUGCCUCUAUUGCCCAUUAUACAUGAUGUGUCUCUGGAUGACACACACACACACACACACACAGGUCCACUCUCUUUUCCUCAACACUACAGUAUGAAUGUAUGUAGAGUUCAAUCUUAAAUACAGAUUCCUACAAAGGUUUUCAUAUUUCA
Messenger RNA from Oncorhynchus masou masou (cherry salmon), 2820 nucleotides. It is a transcript of the gene stard10, whose product is annotated as StAR related lipid transfer domain containing 10. The transcript has 6 exons. Lineage: Eukaryota; Metazoa; Chordata; Actinopteri; Salmoniformes; Salmonidae. Bases 617 to 1408 code for a protein of 263 amino acids. The record is from RefSeq and is a predicted model, not a curated record. Gene Ontology annotation, molecular function: lipid binding.